AUGGCAAAAGGAAAACCACUUGUAUGUGGUCUUAUUAUGGAUGAAAUGUAUAUAAAAGAAAAUAUCCGCUAUAAUGAAAAAGUUAAUUUAGUAAACACUGUUUUAUCUUUUGUUCAUGAUAAAGGCAUUUGUGUAAAAACGUUCACAUUUGAUGGAGCAGCCAUUGACAUUUCUAUGUCAGCUUGCUUAGGAGCAAACCUUACCAUGCCUUAUCCUGCACAUAUGUUGAAACUUUGUAGAAACACUUUAGGUGACUGGGGUGUAUUAUAUGAUAAAAGUGGUGAGUUAAUAAAAUGGGAUUAUUUUAAAGAACUCGUUUCCAUCCAAGACAAAGCAGGCCUUCAUUGUGGAACAAAAAUGAGAUCAAGACAUAUAAAUUAUCAAAAAGAAAAGAUUGUAAUGAGACAAAACGGAGUGCCCAUUUAA
Acyrthosiphon pisum (pea aphid) is the source of this 426-nucleotide messenger RNA. RefSeq lists its product as uncharacterized. The coding region runs from base 1 to 426 and encodes 141 amino acids. The transcript is spliced from 3 exons. The record is from RefSeq and is a predicted model, not a curated record. NCBI's taxonomy places the organism in Eukaryota, Metazoa, Arthropoda, Insecta, Hemiptera, Aphididae.